This is a messenger RNA of Ictidomys tridecemlineatus (thirteen-lined ground squirrel), 3813 nucleotides long. It is a transcript of the gene Ranbp3l, whose product is annotated as RAN binding protein 3 like. NCBI's taxonomy places the organism in Eukaryota, Metazoa, Chordata, Mammalia, Rodentia, Sciuridae. The record is from RefSeq and is a predicted model, not a curated record. Gene Ontology annotation, biological process: protein export from nucleus.
CACUGAGGGCAACUCAGACUAGGCACAGGCAUAGGAAUCACUUGAUUCAACCCCGCACCACUUUUUACUUUACUCCAGCAGUCAUCUCCCGAAGAAAUUGGAUUUCACAUCAGCAGACAAGAAUUACCAAACUUACCAAAACUGUAAUCUGUUAGAAAUAGUGACUUUGCAGGAUUUUAGACUACAAGAGAAAAAAGUUUCAAUUUGCUUUGAAGGGACUAAGUCUCAUUUUUAGCCAAAUGAAUUGGCAUCAUUUUAUGUAGGAGAAGUAACAUUGGUAAAUAUUUAUUUCAGGAGUCAUGACUUGGAAAAACUUGGAAGUUUAUUAGCAGAGUAAAUGUUUUACACACAAGCCAGGAUCUGCGUGUACCUGUGGUUCCGGGUGCCUUCUGGGGACCAGUGUAGGUGACGGGCUGGGGGAAGGAAAUGCCCUAGCAAUUCUCCAGCCACAGCCAGACUGCUGGUACCAUGUCUACCACACAAAGGAAGGGCAGCAGCCACCUGUUCACCAGUCCGAGCACCUGUCACCUGCAGGAGGAUCAGCGACAGCAAGAAAAAUCUGUUAUUGCUGAACCAAUAUUUGUUUUUGAAAAGGGAGAAAGAACUUUCAAGAGACCUGCGGAAGACACCCCCUUUGAAGCAGCAGAACCUGACUGUAAUCGUUUUUCAAGAAAGCGUGUACGGUCUUCAUCUUUUACUCUGUGUACUGCAGACUCUCCGUCCCAGGGAGUGUCAACCUUGUCUAAGAAGCGCCUGAGAUCUUCGUCCUUCACUGACCUCCCAACCUUCCCCCCUUCUGGCCCAGUGAAGAAAAACAAUGUUUUUAUGACAUCAAGUCUUGUACAAAUGAAUGCUGACGUGAACAGUGCGGAACAAGGUCCCGUAAAGCAUUCUGAACAUGUUCUAAGACCUGCUACUUUACAGCCACCUCAUCAAGCUCAAAGCUGUGAAAAAAUAGGACAAACAUUUGAGCAAAAUGCCUCGGAAUCCUGCAAAAUUAAAGAAAAGAUGAAACAUAAGAUUUCUGAAGAGAAUCCUCAUUUAUUAAGUGAAAAUUUACCAAGUGCCAGAAUUUCAGUUCCGCUUUCGACUAACCAGCAAUUUUCAGGUUCAACAUCAGUAGGAUGUCAACCAAAUGGAAAAUUUUCUUUUAAAAGCUGCAGUUUAGAGUUUGUCUUCGGAGAAAACAUGGUGGAGAGAGUUUUGGGAACUCAAAAACGAACCCAGCCUCAACUGGAAAAUGAUUCAAAUGCCAACCAAAACACAUUCAAAUCCAUUCUGAAACUCCCUAUCAACUCUCCAAAUUCAAGAACAGACUCUAUUAACAAUGCAUCCCUAAUUGAAUCUGCUGCUGCUUUCUCUUCCCAACCAUCUCGAAAAUACUUGCUGGAGAAAAUCGACAUAAUUACAGGGGAGGAAGCAGAAUAUAAUGUGUUAAAGAUCAACUGCAAGCUUUUUAUAUUCAACAAAACAACUCAAUCCUGGAUUGAAAGGGGCAGAGGAACUUUGAGACUGAAUGACACAGCAAGCAGUGACUGUGGAACAUUACAGUCAAGACUAAUUAUGCGCAAUCAAGGCAGUCUGAGGCUGAUCCUCAACAGCAAACUCUGGGCUCAGAUGAAAGUUCAAAGAGCAAAUCGGAAAAAUUUGCGAAUAACGGCUACUAAUUUAGAAGACAAUAGCAUCAAAGUAUUUUUAAUUCAGGCUAGUGUCAAAGAUACAGGAUUUCUGUAUGCAGCCAUACAUCAUCGUCUUGUUGCACUUCGAAGCUUUGAUAAGCUUCAGAAAGAUGUCAAUCAAUCUGAAAGUCAGUCAGAAACAGUCCUUCAACAAUUAAGCUGUGAAAGCUGUGAUGAGGAAGAGGAUGAUUUCACCCAAGUUACUAAAAGUGGAUCAGAUCCUUCUAGGUGGACCAACAGACAGUCGGUUGCCUGUUCAUGAGUACUACCUACCAUAAAUAUGACAACAUCUAUAAAACAAUUGGUCAUCCUCCUGAAAAUACCAAACCAUCUUAAAUAAGAAGAUCCUAUUAAUUCCUUGAAGAGUUUUUACAGAAAAGUUUAAGAAAUAUAAUUUACUGCAAUUACAAAUUGUCUCUUAUGUUUUACAUUUUAUAUUUUGAUUAUUGUGGAGAAAAUGACAGAACUUAAGAAAUAAAUGGACUUCAGAAGUUCAAAAUUUUUGUCUUUGAGAAAGUUAAUUUAGACUAGGAUUGGAUAGCUAUUUUGGACUAUUCAUCACAUUGAUGGAUAUCAUAUUUAAAGUUGUAAAUUGUUAGAUUCGAUAAAUAACUAACUAAAAUAUUUAUUUUUUCAGACAUACAUUGUCUGGCCAUAAAACAAAUAUUUUACUAAAUUUCCAGUCUCAUUUCUUUAAAAAAUAUUAUAAUUGCAAAACAUUUCAUUAAAUCAUGUUUAUCGUCUGGGAAAUGUAUAUUUUCACUUGGCAUUUGGAUUCCUUAACAAUAUAAGCUUCUACAUUCAAGCAUGAAUUCCUUUGCAGAAAGUUUCUGUUCUCGAACUUGUAUCCAUUGCAUCUUGUAUAUGCUUGACUCAUGGUCAGCACAUGAUAGUUGUUGAAUGAAUGAACAAACUAUAAUAAGUUAUCUAUAUAUCAAAAAAGCAAGUAUACAAAAAGCCAAAAAAUUUUAACUUGUUCUUUGCUUUAUUUAUGUAAUUAAAUUGUCAUUAAUAUUCCAGUCGGUGUGGCGUAUUAAGACAUUUUUAAAAUGAAUGUACCACAUGUAGUCAAAUGAGUCUUUCUCCUAAAUUCCAUUAUUAUGGUAGACUACAGAAAUUCAAACAAUUGUGCAACAGGAUUUUGGUGCUUUUCUUUGGGAUUUGUUUCAGAGAUAGUUUAAGCACAUACAAAAAAUUAGUACUUAAGCUAUAUUUCAUUUUCAGUACAGUUUGAUUACCCUAGGGCUUUAAAAUUACUUUUGAUGAGGAUCCCUAAACAAUUCCACUAUUAGAGGACAAAGAUUCACAAGUACAAAAUGAUUUCUGAAAAUGUUUUGAAUGAUGACAAUAUAAUUGGAAUAAGGUUAUAACUUCACAAAGUUCUACAUUGAAGACCAACGUUCAUUUAGAAAUAUUCAUGUGAGAAGGAAAGUUGCAUUACUUUAUUACCUUUUAUAGUAAUAAAAGCAAUCUCUCUCUCUAUAUAUAAUCCAUCUAAUCAAUAUUAAAUUUAACCUUAGCUAAUGCCUGAAAGGUUAGCAUAUGAAAGUGGAAUUAACUACUUUAAAGACUAUGAUUUGGUUAAUAUGUUAAUUAUUUCAAGUUUUGCUCUUUACCAAGGACUAAGUAACUAUAACUUAGUAUAGCUACUCAGAGGUGUCAGUUCAUUCUUCCAUUCUUAGUGCAUAAAAUCCUUUACUUAAAAACAGUGGCUCAGAAAAUGAAAGUUAAUGUGGAAAGGAAAAAAGGAAAAGUAGGGAGAAGAAAAUAAAUCUUUGAAGAGAAGGAUAUAAAUAAUUGAAAACAGGUAUUUAGACUUUCUCUAGACCUCUAUCCUGCCUCCCCUCCCCACUCCAGAAGAGUGAUUCUGAUGUAGCAUAUACUCAGUGGAGUCUCACUAGAAACACAACAUAAACAGCGAGACAUUUGAAGAAGAUAUUGAAGUAUUGGUUCUCUUAUAAGAUCUUAGCUAUGCGGGGAUAUUGUGAUUACAGUAUAACUGUUAAAGUGAAGUACAGAACAGAAAUCUUCUUCAUCUUCCUGAUGUGAUCAUUUUUGUCCCUAUGCUAAUGUGGAUAUGAAGCAAUAUUUUAUAAAUACCCCAAACAUUUCAAUAUAAGUUUAAUUAAUUCUA